AUGCGCUUGUUAAACCCUGCCUUCUGGGCACUGGUAGCCGCUGCCAAUGCUUUCCCUGAUAAUACAUCACUUCCCCUGCCACAAUCCCCAAAUGAUGGCCUGCCCGCAAACUUUGGAGUUGUGCUCUUCCCUGCAUUCCAAGCCCUGGACGUCUUUGGCCCAAUUGACGCAUUGAACCUGCUCUCCUUGACCCGGAAGCUGAAUCUCUCGAUCAUCGCAGAAACACUGGACCCGGUCUCUACCCAGGUUCGAUCUCCGAAUAUAAACAGGUUUGGCUCUUCGUUCGGGGAAGCCGUCUUGCCAACGCAUACAUUUGACACCGCGCCGUCGCUCGAUGUGCUCCUCAUCCCUGGCGGCUUUGGAACCGAGGCUCCGGACCUUGGCCCGCUACUUGCAUAUAUCAAGCGCACGUAUCCUAGCUUGAAGUACAUUCUUACCGUCUGCACCGGGUCUGAGCUCCUCGCGAAGACGGGGAUCCUGGAUGGACGAUAUGCAACAACCAAUAAACAGGUGUACAACAGGGUUGUCAAAAGCGGUCCGAAGGUCAACUGGGUUCCUGAGGCGAGGUGGGUGGCCGACGGGAAUGUGUGGACGUCAUCCGGAGUUUCAGCCGGUAUUGACUUGACUUUUGCAUUUAUCGAAGCUGUGUAUGGGACGGUGGUGAGCAACAUGGUCAGCGAAGGGAUGGAAUACGUGCGUGACGUGGACUGGAGGAAAGACCCGUUCGCGCACUAUGUGACAGACAACAAGUAG
Messenger RNA from Arthroderma uncinatum, 753 nucleotides. Its product is annotated as ThiJ/PfpI family protein. Lineage: Eukaryota; Fungi; Ascomycota; Eurotiomycetes; Onygenales; Arthrodermataceae. The transcript has a single exon. The coding region runs from base 1 to 753 and encodes 250 amino acids. The record is from RefSeq and is a predicted model, not a curated record.